Plenodomus lingam JN3 is the source of this 258-nucleotide messenger RNA. Lineage: Eukaryota; Fungi; Ascomycota; Dothideomycetes; Pleosporales; Leptosphaeriaceae. The record is from RefSeq and is a predicted model, not a curated record.
AUGGCGAAUCACACGCAAGAAUUUGCCUGGCCAUUUCCGUCCAAGGACGUGUGGAGAAAACGCCCACGCCAGCCAGCACUUUGCUGCUCUCCAACAAGCACUUGGCCGGCCCCUAAACUCGACACGACGAGGUGGCAGGUGGGUACUACAGAGGCCUUUGGCCCAAACGUCGAGUUUCAGGUGACAGACUUUGUGACAAUCGCCUUGGACUCGUAUACGGCUAGGGAUCUUGUAGGUAACCGUCGUCACCUACUCUAG